AUGGACAUCUAUAAACAAAAGAUAGAUUCAUUAGUUGAUAGUUUUAAACAAUUAACACGUUCUCAAAUUGAAAUAGUUUAUGGGUUCUUUCAUAAUGACUUUGAUAAGACAUCAAAGUGUUUAAUGGAAAUCAUCGAUGAUAUUAAAACAUCAAUCCCAUUAACAAAUUAUAAAAUUACAUUUGAAUCAGAUCAAAAACAAUUACCAGUUAUUCCUGAACAAUUGAAGUUUGUUAAAUACAAAAAGUACCGUUUUAUGACUAUUGAACCGAUUAAAAAAAAUGGUUAUAAUCACUGUAUUGGAUCAGUUUACUUUACUAAGUUUGAAAAGAUGUCACCUGCAGUGUUUGGGAAUAAACACCAAAAUAAAACAAUGAAUGAAAAAGAUGAAGUAAUUGAAAACGAUAAUGUUGAGAUUCAAGUAUUAGGUAGUUCGAGUUGUAUUGAUAAAGAUGAAACUUCUAAUACUAAAAUAGAUGAUGCACUUAGUAAAAAUGGGACUAAAGAAGGAAAAAGUAUAAAUGAAAAAGAUAUUAUAAAAACAAUUAAUCCAACAUUAACAGUUGAUGAAAUCCAUCUAUGCCAACAAGAAAAUACUAUUUUGGAUCAUAUAAUUGAAGAAUAUAUCAAUAAUAAGACAGUAUCAACUAUACCAACAUUUUCACCAAUUUGUAUAUCACCAAAUGAAGAUAAUUCCAUAGAAAUGGAAGUAAAAAAUAAGAAUGAAAAUGUUUUAAUUAAAUACACAAUUCCAAGAAAGAUAAAGUAUGAGAAUAUCUGGAUAGGAAUAUACGAUAGAUAUGAAACAAAUUUACAUAACUUUAUUAAAAGAAUUGAAUUAAAAGACAAAAUAACUGGAAAGAUUCAAUUUAAUGAGAUUAAAAGAGGGAAAUAUACUGUUCGAAUUUUUGUUAGUGAAACAAAUGAAGGAAGUUUUCAACCUAGAAGUAGUUGUGAUGUAGUUGUUGGACCAAUUGUUUUCAUGACAUGCAAUAUUGUUUGUUAUAAUAGCAAAAGAAUGUUAGAAGUAAGAGUAAGUGAAGAAGGAGAAAUGGGAUGGAUAGGAAUCUAUCCACAUCAUCCAACAACAAGAAAUGAAGACUACAUCAUUUGUACACCAAUGAGAAUGAAUUAUCCAAUAGAAAUGAAUAUAACAGAACUUAAAAAAGGAACUUAUGAAUGUCGUUAUUUUAGCAAAGAAUCAGGAGAUGGAAUGUUUAGUAAAAGUUAUCAUUGCUCAGGUUCAAAAAUAUUAAACAUAGAUUAA
Entamoeba dispar SAW760 is the source of this 1266-nucleotide messenger RNA. RefSeq lists its product as uncharacterized. The transcript has a single exon. The record is from RefSeq and is a predicted model, not a curated record. Lineage: Eukaryota; Evosea; Mastigamoebida; Endamoebidae. Bases 1 to 1266 code for a protein of 421 amino acids.